Molecule: messenger RNA, 2401 nt
Organism: Pomacea canaliculata
Lineage: Eukaryota; Metazoa; Mollusca; Gastropoda; Architaenioglossa; Ampullariidae
Exons: 9
Coding region: 1-2097 (698 amino acids)
Cellular component (GO): membrane
Source: RefSeq, a predicted model, not a curated record
AUGUACGGAAAAGGUUUAGGAGACAUAUACAGCAUAAACUGCAAAGGCACUGAAAAUAGUCUGGAAAAGUGCGAUCUCGGUGAGAGUCCUUCCUGCGUUCACGAAGAAGAUGUUGGUGUCAUCUGCAACAGCCCUGGAAACAUAACACCACGUCUUGUGAGAGGAAGGAGCUGGUCUGGCCUGUUGGAAGUUUUGUAUGAUGGAGUGUGGAGUACAGUCUGCAGUCGUGGCUUUGGACAUAAGGAAGUGAAGAUUGUUUGCAAUAUGAUUAGGCAUCGUUUCAUUAACAGCCCUCUCGCUGUCGCUAUGUCUUUCCCGUUCUACUUCAGGGGAAGAGAUGAAGACAGCAUUUUAUUUAGCGACCUGGACUGUGAUGGUACAGAUACCAGAUUAGCUCAGUGUAAACACAGUGGCUUCUACAACCACACCUGCACUCACGACGAUGAUGUCAGCGUAAACUGCGCGCUCGAUGGGGUCUAUCGUCUUGCUGGCCCACGGCGCACCAGAGAUGACAUGGGACGUUUGGUGAUCCUUGUGGGUUCGUUGUCACGAAGAAACGACUGGGGAAGGGAAGAGAUUAUUUUGCCACGUAUGUGGAGUGGAGUCUGUGGCAACAAUUACUCUCCCAUCACUACUGCCAGAGUCAUCUGCAAGCAGCUUGGCUACCCUUCACGCAACGCCAUGCUUGUUCCUGGAUCGUCGUUUGGGCCGAUGAAUUCGUUUUGGAUAACAGAGGUUAACUGUACAGGGGACGAAAUUAGUAUGACUGCUUGUGUCCAGCUUAUAACUGGCUACAGUUCAUCUUGUCCUACACAAGACAUCGGCGUCGUCUGCAGCGACUCAAACUCUGGUCUUUAUAUACUUCUUGAAACAUUUGGAAAAGACGAUGCCUACCCUCCGUUUGAGGGCAGUAAUGUAAGUUUCAAGUGUGAAGGUACAAAGAAAAUUGAUUCAGCGGCCAUCUACACCUGGACAGAGACUGCAGGUGGACGUCCUUCUGGGGCGAACCUCAUCUUUGACUCUCUGACAAAAGAAAAUAGUGGACGCCGAGUUAAGUGUGAAGCACACUUUUACUACAAUGGUAGUAGCCAUGAGAAGCUGUCUAGUGAAGCAAUAAAACUGCAGGUUUAUUACAAACCGUUGAUCAAAAUUACAUCUGAUGUUAACACCUGCCAGCCCCAUGCAACUUCAGACACUUGCUACAUCACUAAGGGUCAUAAUGUUACACUCAUGUGUUCAGCUGUGAGCAACCCUCCUCCAGUAUCAUUUGAGUGGCUUAACAAAACCAUGGAAACCAGGGAGAAACUAAAUAUUAUUUCAGCAAAUGCCUCUAGACACGAAGGCCUCUACAACUGUACAGUCCAGACGAAGUCUGAUGAUUACGACAAACGACUGCCAUUAUCAGCAUCCUACGUGUUUACUAUCAUCGUUCAAGAGCCACCAGUUGUAUUAGGAUUUACUGCGAAUGGUGAGGACAACACGACAAUAAUUGUCGACGAGAAUUCUAAUGUCAGCCUGUCAUGCGAAGCUGCCGGUAGACCCAAACCUCACAUGGUCCUGAGAAGUGGUGCAAACAGUCGUGAACUGAACAGAAUUGCUCAUGACGAUUCACAAUUAACAGAAAAAACAUCGAACAUAAACUUUUUCAUACAUAAAAUUAGGUGCCAGGACUCCGGUGCUUACAGAUGUGAAGCAGAUAAUUCAGUAGGCCAUGAAAAUAGGACUCUAUUCAUACUUGUGCCCUGUGCUCCAAGACUCAGAGAUUUGCAAGGAGAACUUCCACCUGUAACAAUUAUUAAUUUUAAAGAGUCUUUCACUUUAGAACUGAUAGCCUACCCACCACCGGAGGUUAAACAAAUGUAUUAUGGACCAGUGAGCGACACGCUAGGAGGCCAACUAAAGGACCUAUUACAUGUGACCUGUGGUGCAAAAACAUUUGCACCUAGCUUGUUUACUUGUAACAUUACUGUUGUCAAUAAGAGUGAUGACGGAGUCUACCGGAUUGUUUUUGAGAACGACCAUGGACAGUUGCCUUUUAAUUUUACAAGGAAAAUUCUCAGUAAGUAUUUAACUUACUGUCCAACAGUAGCUUCGUGAUGCUGAUGACAUAUACACUCAACAAUUUCAAGUACACAUUAGCAAAAACAUAAAAACAAUACUCAACAGUCCUCCGGCCUUUACCAUCAUGUUCAGUCCUACUGCCAAUUAACAAUUUGUUUACAUUUGUUUUACCAGUUUUAUUUAUUUGUUUCCGAAAGGCAAGAAAUUGAAGUCUUCAGGAUGUGGCGCAGGUGAGUAGAACACUUUAGAGACUCAAAUAUAAUAGAGUGGCUUUAUUUCUUACCUUCAUCAGCAGGUAUUUGAGUUAAAGCUUGUCUUUAAAGAUCAGACAGUGACAAGA